Messenger RNA from Schizophyllum commune H4-8, 426 nucleotides. RefSeq lists its product as uncharacterized. The record is from RefSeq and is a predicted model, not a curated record. Lineage: Eukaryota; Fungi; Basidiomycota; Agaricomycetes; Agaricales; Schizophyllaceae. The transcript is spliced from 2 exons. Bases 1 to 426 code for a protein of 141 amino acids.
AUGUUCCGAAAUGCAGCUACGAAGAUUGCCCACAACGCCACGAUUCCUGCUCUCGCAGGAAACAAGGACUUACGUCCACUGCAAGAUCUAAUUCACGCCGAGAAGUCUGUCCUGAUCUCGCUACAGAAGCUGAGCGUGGACAUUAACAAAGCGGCGGAAGCACUGCGAAACUGGGGCGCGACGGAGGGGGAGGAUCUGUCGGUACGUCUACGCGUCCCCCUUAAUCUGCAUCGGUGUUCAUCCAUCGCAGGACGUCCUCGGCGCAUCUACGAACCUCCUCUCGCACUUCUCUGGUGGUCUCUCCCAGUAUGCGUCGCACGAGCACGCGAUCCGCGAUCACAUGAAGUCCAUCCGCACCAAGGAGGAGGCCCUCGACGACCUCAAGCGCCGCCGCAAGGCCGUCGUCUCGCGCGCGGACAGCGCUGA